CCGUCCGUUCACCGGAUGGAGCUCCCCCUCCCCCUCCCUCUGCUCCUGGCCCUGGCCCUGGCCGCCGCUCGCGCCCUGUCCACGUGCCGCACGCUCGACCUCGAGGCCGCGCGCCGGAAGCGGAUCGAGGCCGUCCGGGGUCAGAUCCUGAGCAAGCUCCGCCUCCAAUCCCCUCCCCCCCCUCCCCCAUCCCCCUCCCCCCCCUCCUCCGCCCCUCCCCCCCCCCCGGAGCUGCCCGACGACGUGCGCGCGCUCUACAACAGCACGUGGGAGCUGCUGGAGCAGGAGCGCGCGCGCGCGGCGCCCCCCGCCGGACCGGAGGAGUACUAUGCCAAGGAGCUGCACAGGUUCCCGAUGGAGCCGCCGGGAGACGCCCCUCCCCCCGGUCACGCGCUCCUGCUCCGCUUCAACGCCUCGCGCGUGCGCGCUGAGCUGGGCCGGGGGGCGCUGCUGCACCGCGCGGAACUGCGCAUGCUCCGACAGAGGGCGCCCGAGGGCGGCGACCAGCAGCGCCUGGAGCUGUACCAGGGCUAUGGCAACUCCUCCUGGCGGUACCUGCAGGGCCGCUGGGUACAGGCAGGACCUGAGGACGAGUGGCUCUGGUUCGACGUCACUGAGGCCGUGCAGCAGUGGCUGAGGGGCAAUGACCCCAUUGGCACCUUCAAGCUGAGCGUCCAUUGCCCCUGUGAUGAGCCAGGCCCACCCCCCCCACUGCGCAUCACCUUCGAAGGGUUCGAGCAGCCCCGCGGUGACCUCGAGGGCCUCGCGCGCCGCCAGCGCCGCCCCCCCCACGUGACCGCGAUGGUUCUGCCCGAGGAGCGCGGGAGUGACAUGCGCAGUACGCGCCGGCGCCGCGGGACCGGAAGUGACGCAGCCUUCUGCUUCGGACCGGAAGAGCAGAGCUGUUGUCUCCGCCCCCUUUACAUUGACUUCCGGCGGGACCUCCAAUGGCGCUGGAUCCAUGAGCCCCGCGGGUACAUGGCCAAUUUCUGCGGGGGGGGAUGUCCCUUCCUGUGGAGCUCCGACAGCCAACACGCCAAGGUGCUGGCCCUCUACAACCAGCACCACCCGGGGGCCUCGGGCGCCCCCUGCUGUGUGCCCCAGACCCUGGCCCCACUCCCCAUAGUUUACUAUGUGGGGCGCAAGGCGCGAGUGGAGCAGCUGUCGGACAUGGUGGUGCAGGCCUGUAAGUGCAGCUGAGACCGGAACAGACUGAACCGAAAUGGCCCAAAAUAGACCCAAAAUGGACACAAAUGGACCCAAAAUGGACAGAAAUGGACCCAAAAUGGACA
Messenger RNA from Melopsittacus undulatus (budgerigar), 1292 nucleotides. RefSeq names its product transforming growth factor beta 1 (gene TGFB1). The transcript is spliced from 7 exons. The coding region runs from base 16 to 1200 and encodes 394 amino acids. Gene Ontology annotation, molecular function: transforming growth factor beta receptor binding; growth factor activity; cytokine activity. Gene Ontology annotation, biological process: transforming growth factor beta receptor signaling pathway; regulation of cell population proliferation. The record is from RefSeq and is a predicted model, not a curated record. Gene Ontology annotation, cellular component: extracellular region. Lineage: Eukaryota; Metazoa; Chordata; Aves; Psittaciformes; Psittaculidae.